This is a messenger RNA of Dromiciops gliroides (monito del monte), 2693 nucleotides long. RefSeq names its product sodium-dependent lysophosphatidylcholine symporter 1-like. Gene Ontology annotation, biological process: carbohydrate transport. The record is from RefSeq and is a predicted model, not a curated record. The transcript is spliced from 14 exons. The coding region runs from base 260 to 1801 and encodes 513 amino acids. Gene Ontology annotation, cellular component: membrane. Gene Ontology annotation, molecular function: symporter activity. Lineage: Eukaryota; Metazoa; Chordata; Mammalia; Microbiotheria; Microbiotheriidae.
GGCCCCUCCCAGCUCGGGCUCCUCCUUGGGCCCUGAGUCGGGAAAUCUCAGUUUAUCUUUGCGCUCCGCCUCCGCAGGCAUUGUCACGCCGCGGCAUCCCGCUGCCCCCGGAGCCCAGCUACUACUCGCUGCUCCUCUCCGCGCUCCUUCUCCGCUCCCUCGCUGCUCCUACUCCUGCCUGCCCGGCCCGCCCAGCCUCUCUCUCCUUUUAUUUUGCCGCCACCUCCUCCGGGAAGUCCUCCCUAGCGGGGAGGCAAGCAUGCAGAGCGCCUGCCAGACGGAUGCGGCCCCUGGGGGGUCGGACUCUGGGGGCCGCAAGCUGGAGGGCCAGGGGAAACCAAGGCUACCCACAUUCAGGAAGAUCUGCUAUGCCCUGGGAGGUGCCCCAUACCAGCUGACUGGCAAUGCCAUUUCCUUCUUUCUGCAGAUCUUCCUUUUGGACGUAGUACAGCUGGAUCCUUUCUGGGCCUCCUCCGUUAUCUUCAUCGGCCGAGCAUGGGAUUCAGUAUCUGAUCCUCUUGUGGGUUUCCUGGUGAGCAGGAGCCCCCGGAGGAAGUGUGGCAAACUGAUUCCAUGGGUUUUGGGCUCUACCCCCUUUGGUGUCUUGCUGUACUGCCUCCUCUGGUUCACACCCUCUGGCACCCUAUCCACCUCCUGGAAGUUCUUCUGGUACCUGACCACCUACUGUUUCUUCCAGACAUGUCUGAGUUGCUACCAUGUGCCAUACACUUCGAUGACCAUGUUCCUGGGAGGAAGCCAGAGUGACCGAGACUCUGCCACUGCCUACAGGAUGGGGAUGGAGGUCCUGAGUACCCUCGUUGGCACUAGCCUCCAGGGGCUGAUUGUGGGCAAAUAUCAUGCCAGCAUGACUUUGAACUGCCAGGGGUUCAAUGGAUCCCUGUCUAAUGAGACCAUGGGCAACAACAGCACCUCCCCACUCACUGACACCUUGGAAAACACACGCAUGGCAUAUCUGACGGCAGCCAUGGUCAUCGGUUCCCUCUACUGCUUCUCCUGUGCAGUCCUUGUCCUUGGGGUGAAGGAGCAACAUGGGCCACUCAGCAUCCUGGACCAAUCCAGACUCCCAUUUGUGUACAGCCUGUUCACCAUCAUGGGCCACAGACCUUACACUCUCCUUCUAAGUGGAUUCCUUUUUGUCUCCAUGGCUUUCCAGAUGGCCCAGGGGAUCUUCGCCUUCUUCUGCACCCAUGCCGCUGGUCUCGCUGGGAGCUUCCAGUACUUGGUGCUCAUACUACUGGUGGUAGCCUCCCUCUCUAUUCCAUUCUGGCAGUGGUUCCUGGUGAAGUUUGGGAAGAAAACUGCAGUUUUUGUUGGGCUUUCACUCAUCAUCCCUGCCUUCAUUAUUCUCGUCCAAGUGACACACAACUUCCUCACCUUUGCUCUCACCAUGAUCCUGGUGGGCUGCAGCACAGCCGUGCUCUUCUUGUUGCCAUGGUCCAUGCUCCCAGACGCCAUGGAUGAUUUCCAGCUAAAGAACCCCAGCUGCCAGAACCUGGAAGCGUUCUUCUACUCUUUCUACAUCUUUGUCAACAAGUUUGGAGGCGGUCUGGCCCUGGGGAUCUCUACCAUGAGUCUACACUUUGCAGGCUACCAAGCUGGGAACUGUGAGCCAAACCCUAUGGUCAAACUGAUUCUCCGAGUGCUCAUGGCCCCCGUUCCUAUCACCUUGUUGAUCAUUGGCCUGACCAUCUUCUGCUUCUACCCCAUCGAUGAGGAAAAGAGGAAGGAGAACAGAGCAAAGAUGGAGGCAGCCAAGGAUCCAUUAUGCCAGCAGUUGUGAUCCCAGGAGCUAGUUGCAAAAGGAGCCAAGUUCCACUUUGCAUGAGCAUGAGGAUGGUGGUACAGUUGGAGGAACAAUAAACAUCUGGUGGGGCCUUUUCCUUGCAGCUCUUCCAGGGAAGGUUCCUGUUUAGUCAGUCAGCAAGCUGUGUCAGUCAAUUGAGGAUAUGUGCCAGACUCAGAGGGAAGAAGAAUACACUCGGAGGAACUCCAGGAUAUCUCCUUGCAUCCUUCCUGGUUGAAAACAUGACCUCAACUGUCAACCCUGGACAGAACCUUAGAGAUCAUCUGAUCCAAACCUCUUCUGUAAGGAGGAAGGAACAAAGGCCCAGAGAGGGCAACUGAUUUAUCCAGAGCCACACAAGCAGGGCUAGCACCCAAGUCUCUUGACGCCCAAGUCUUAUGUUCUUUCCAGAACACUACAUUGCUUCUCCUUGAAUCUCUGGCUCACUGGGGGUAAAUGCAACUUUUGGGGUAUAUUGACAUAAAAGAGGUUGUCAUGCUUCCUUUAUUGCAGACAACAGAGAGCAAGCAUGGUUUUAGACCCAUUCUCAGGAGGCCCAAGACAACCAAAGCCAUCCUGAAUGCUUACCUCUUUGACAGGGCUAGGUCUACAAGCCCAACCUCUUCUACAAAGAUUCACCUUUAUAUAGUAAUUAAAAGUUGGGGACACUAAAGGAAGCUGAGGUUCAGAGGACUAAGAGGAUUUGCCUGUCACACAGGGAAUAAGAGACAGAGCUGGGAUUAAAACCAUGGUCCUCUGUCUUUAAGCCUUGAGCUCCUUCCACUUAAUUUCUCUUUGCCUCAGUUUCAUCAUCUAUAAAAUAGGGAUCAGUAAUAGGGAUCCUUAUCUGUAAAAUGGGGCAACUAGGUGGCACAGUGGUUAGAGUUGU